GCUUUUCUUUCUUUGGCCGUCCCUUCCUCGACGCGCAACUUUUUACGUCACGGCGCGCGACGCCGAACAAGAAGGCUCCUCAGAAGAGGGCUGCGCGUGAAGGAAGCGGGAAAGUUUCCCUAUCUCGACAAGUCUCGUGCCUGCCCCGUCCCUUAUCCCUUGUUCUAUGGAGCGGGGACGAAACUGAGGCGCUAUAAAAGGAGCUCCAGUAAGCCAAAGGAGAGGCGGGAGGGAGGGCAAACUCCCAAUUUUCAUUUUGGGUGACAAAGGCAGUAUGCUCCACAUAAUGGUCAGAGCUUGUUUGGAAAAUCAGUGGAAGCCAGUUUAUUCCCAAAUACACAGUUGCUUACUGCAAAAGCAGAUUAAAAACUGGCACAGGAGCCUUAGCACAACAAACACACAAUGUUCAAAAUUGCGGAAAACUUGUAAAGGAAGUCUAUCUGAGAAGAAGCUGACUCGAUAUUUUGUCGAUCACCGAAAGGUUCGUGUGAUAGGAGGGAAAGGAGGAGAUGGUAUUGCCUGUUUUCUCAGUGAACCUAGGAAAGAAUUUGGAGGUCCCAAUGGUGGAGAUGGAGGAGAUGGGGGGCAUGUUAUAUUUAAAGUGGAUCGGCAAAUGAAAUCCUUGGCCUACCUCUACUCAUUUUAUAGAGGCUUCAGUGGGGAAAAGGGAGGAAGCAAAAACUGUUAUGGAGCAGGUGGCAAGCCCCUUUAUAUUAAGGUACCUAUUGGUACCGUGAUUAAGGAAGGCACUAAGGUUGUAGCUGAUCUCAACCAUCCCGGAGAAGAAUACGUUGCAGUCUAUGGUGGAGCCGGGGGCAAAGGCAACCGUUUCUUUCUGGCCAAUGACAACCGAGCACCGACAACUGCGACUCCAGGAGAACUGGGUCAGGAAAGAUCUCUUCACUUGGAGCUCAAAACUGUGGGCCAUGCAGGGAUGAUUGGAUUCCCCAAUGCUGGGAAAUCGUCCCUUUUGCGAGCAAUCUCCAGAGCAAAACCUGCUGUGGCUCCUUACCCAUUCACAACCCUGAAUCCUCACGUAGGCAUUGUUCACUACGAAGAUUACGAGCAGAUUGCAGUUGUAGAUAUCCCUGGAAUAAUAAAAGGAGCCCAUGAAGAUCGGGGUCUUGGUUUGGACUUUCUGAGACAUAUAGAACGCUGCUGCUUUCUCCUCUUUGUGUUGGAUCUUUCUGUGGCUGAGCCCUGGGCUCACUUGGAAGCCUUGAAGUAUGAACUGGAACAAUAUAAAGUUGGCUUGUCAAAGACGCCUCAUGCCAUUGUUGCAAAUAAGCUUGACCUUCCGGAAUCCAAGAACAACUUGCUUCUCCUUAAGGAGCAAGUGAAGCAGAGGGUCAUCCCACUCUCUGCUCUGACAGGAGAAAAUCUGGAGGAAUUGUUGGUGCAUCUAAGAGAACUCUAUGAUGAAUAUCUGAAAUCAGAAAAAGAACAGUUUCGCAAGCCAAUGAAAUGGUAGUAACGGAACUCUUCCAUUAUCACAUUGAGAUAGGAAGAACAUUUGGAGUGCAAGCGUGGACCGGAGGGAUACAAGCAGAAUGAAAUUGCUUUUUAUUCUUUAAUGUUGCGAGGAGAUACACAGAGUCCUACCAGCAGAGUGCUGCAGAAGCAGAUAAGGAAGAAUGGUCAAUCUGCACAAACAAUAAAUUAAGCAAAAGACGCGUCCACCAAGCAACAGAAAGUGACAUUUUCUUAAGCCUAUUGAGACCUGCAGGGCGUAAUUUAAUCAAAGCAACAUUCAAUAAUUUAAUUUAAAAAUGUUUAUUUAUUAUAUUAUUGACAUUUCUGUACUACCAAUUCCACAUGGACUCCAGGCAGUUUACAAAUUCUUAUAAACAUCAAAUAUAGCACCAUAGAAGUUCCGCUAGAAUUGCACUUAAAACCCAUAAUAAUCCUUCCCAAACAACAGCGUAAAUCAGGAUUGGGCAGUUAAUUUUCUCAAGGGGAUACACACGAAACUGGGACUGUUGUUAUCUUCCAAGGGGAGAAAAGGACUCUUGAGUAUCCCAUGCCUGGAUGUCUGCAUUGGAUGGAUCACUUCUCUUCGGGUCAGGCUCUCCUGAACCUAUCUGGGUGCCAACUUGGUGACAACCAACACAAUAUACA
This is a messenger RNA of Thamnophis elegans (Western terrestrial garter snake), 2118 nucleotides long. RefSeq names its product mitochondrial ribosome associated GTPase 2 (gene MTG2). Gene Ontology annotation, cellular component: mitochondrion. Gene Ontology annotation, molecular function: magnesium ion binding; GTP binding; GTPase activity. Lineage: Eukaryota; Metazoa; Chordata; Lepidosauria; Squamata; Natricidae. The transcript has 7 exons. The record is from RefSeq and is a predicted model, not a curated record. The coding region runs from base 275 to 1471 and encodes 398 amino acids.